This is a messenger RNA of Branchiostoma belcheri (Belcher's lancelet), 1343 nucleotides long. RefSeq names its product zinc finger protein 525-like. NCBI's taxonomy places the organism in Eukaryota, Metazoa, Chordata, Leptocardii, Amphioxiformes, Branchiostomatidae. The coding region runs from base 11 to 910 and encodes 299 amino acids. The transcript has 2 exons. Gene Ontology annotation, cellular component: nucleus. The record is from RefSeq and is a predicted model, not a curated record. Gene Ontology annotation, molecular function: DNA-binding transcription factor activity, RNA polymerase II-specific; RNA polymerase II transcription regulatory region sequence-specific DNA binding. Gene Ontology annotation, biological process: regulation of transcription by RNA polymerase II.
ACACACAGAAAUGGCUGAGAGAAGCUGCGAGAUUCCAACAGUACACCCUGGGAACAAGAAAAACAACAGAAAACAGAAAUCGCGCGCCCGUGUGCAGGGCCGUACACAGAAGAUGGAUAAGGCUGUGGUGAAACGUACUGUGGACAAACGCUUUGCCUGUACGGAAUGUAAUUAUAGGACAGAUAAAAACUCAAGCCUAUCUAUACAUAUGAGAACGCAUACAGGAGAAAAACCCUACAAGUGUGACCAGUGUAACUUUUCCUCUGCACAGAAAUGCAACUUCGAACAACACAUGAACAGUCACACUGGAGAGAAACCCUACAUGUGUGACAAGUGUGGGUAUAGGACGGGUUACAGGUCUACCCUUGCACUACACUUGACGAUACAUACAGGUGUAAGACCCUUUAAAUGUGACCAGUGCGACUAUUCUGCUGCACAGAAGUGUCAUUUAGCAAAACACAUGUCUAAACAUACCGGAUACAAACCCUACAUGUGUGAGGAGUGUGGAUACAGAGCGGCUUACAGGUCUAGCCUAUCUAUACAUAUGAGAAAACAUACCGGUGUGAAACCUUUUAAGUGUGACCAGUGUGACUAUUCUACUGUACGGAAAAGCCAUUUAGACCAACACAUGGGCAAACACACUGGAGAGAAACGCUACAUGUGUGGAGAGUGUGGAUACAGGACGGCUUACAGAUCUCACCUUUCCACACACAAGAAAACUCAUUCAGAUGGGAAACCCUAUAAAUGUGACCAGUGUAACUAUUCUACUAUACUGAAAAGUGAUUUAGUCCAACACAUGGCUAAACACACUGGAGAGAAACCCUAUGUAUGUGGUGACUGUGGAUUCAGGACGGCUUACAGGUCUGCUCUAGCCAGACACAAGAGAACACAUACAUGUGGGAAACCAUAAGAAAUGUGACCAGUGCGACUCUUCUGCUGAAAUUUCAAAUGCAGAAGUAUAGUUUGAAUGAACACAAGACUGCACACAGAUGGGAACUAGAUGCAACCAACGGAAAACUUCUGUGGCACGGAAACUAUCAUGAGAACUGGGACAAAAAAAGUACUCACGGUCCGUACUCAGUCUGGUACUUCAGCAACGUAAGGCGAGAUGGUGGAUGAUACUAGCUACUUAUCUGACCAGUCUUUAUAAAAGGCAGUAAUCUUUUGUACAUAAGUACAGUGUUAAUGUAAAUGAGGAAGUGUAAAUGUGAUGAUGUUGUACAUGCAUGUAUAUGUGUAUGCUACUUUAAGGCCACACCAAUUUAAUUUCUUGGUUACAUGUACUAGUACUACUAGUUUCUGUUUGUACAAAGAAGAAAGAACAUUGUUUUGGGGUACAGCUA